This is a messenger RNA of Cololabis saira (Pacific saury), 2658 nucleotides long. It is a transcript of the gene gnl2, whose product is annotated as G protein nucleolar 2. The transcript has 16 exons. Lineage: Eukaryota; Metazoa; Chordata; Actinopteri; Beloniformes; Belonidae. The record is from RefSeq and is a predicted model, not a curated record. Gene Ontology annotation, cellular component: nucleolus. The coding region runs from base 129 to 2312 and encodes 727 amino acids. Gene Ontology annotation, molecular function: GTP binding.
CGGCACGGGAACACGUGCAGGGUUUCUCGAGCUGAAGAAAAAACAGUUUACAAACUUCAGCUUUUAGACGCUUUCGUCUUGUCGCCUGUUUUUCUUCUGUGGAAAGCUUUGCCGGACAAGUUGUCACCAUGGUGAAGCCUCAGUUUAAGGGGAAAAGCUCGAUAAACCCCUCGUCGUCCAGCAGCAACCCUGAUCGAGUCAAGGGAGCUGGUGGCAACAACAUGAGGGACCGAACCACUAUCAAACGUCUGAAUAUGUACAGACAGAAAAAAAGAUGUAAUAAACAAGGAAAAGUCAUCAGACCCCUACAGUUCCAGUCCACCGUCGCUCCAGGGACAGUGGCCAGAGUUGAACCCAACAUCAAAUGGUUUACAAAUACUCGGGUCAUCAAGCAGUCAUCCCUCCAGAAGUUCCAGGAAGAGAUGGGGGCAAUCCAGAAAGAUCCAUAUCGUGUGGUGAUGAGACAAAGCAAACUACCAAUGUCCCUCUUGCAUGACAGAGUCAAAGCCCAUAACUCCAAGGUACACAUUUUAGACACAGAAGGUUUUGAGACCACGUUUGGACCUAAAGCUCAAAGAAAAAGGCCCAGUCUCAUGGUGGGGGAUGUGAAGGACCUCUUGGAGAAAGCGGAGGCUUCAGCACUAAGCUACAGUGCAGACAAAGACAAAGACCUGGAAACUGAGGACACGGGUGUCCGAGAGGAAGCACGUGAAGAGAUUUUCAAGAAGGGUCAGUCCAAGAGGAUCUGGGGAGAACUUUACAAGGUCAUUGACUCAUCUGAUGUCAUCAUCCAAGUGCUGGAUGCCCGUGAUCCCAUGGGAACGCGCUCCAAGAGUAUAGAGUCGUAUAUGAAGAAAGAAAAACCUUGGAAACAUCUGAUCUUUGUUCUCAACAAGUGUGACCUCAUCCCCACUUGGGUUACGAAACGGUGGGUGGCUCUUUUGUCCCAAGAGAACCCGACUCUGGCCUUCCACGCCAGCCUCACCAACUCUUUUGGGAAGGGCUCCCUCAUUCAGCUCCUCAGGCAGUUUGGCAAACUCCACACAGACAAGAAACAGAUAAGUGUGGGUUUUAUUGGCUAUCCAAAUGUGGGAAAGAGCUCCGUGAUCAACACUCUGCGGUCCAAAAAGGUCUGCAACGUGGCACCCCUUGCUGGAGAAACAAAGGUGUGGCAGUACAUCACUUUGAUGAGGCGGAUCUUCCUUAUUGACUGCCCCGGCGUUGUCUACCCGUCAGAGGACAGUGAAACUGAUAUUGUACUGAAAGGAGUGGUCCAAGUGGAGAAGAUCAAGAACCCAGAAGAGCAUAUCGCGGCAGUUCUAGAGCGAGCCAAGCCAGAGUACAUUCAGAAGACCUACCGGAUCCCUACGUGGAAAAAUGAUGAGGAUUUUCUCGAGAAGCUGGCAUUUCGUACUGGAAAACUUCUGAAGGGAGGUGAGCCAGAUCUUUCCACAGUCUCCAAAAUGGUGUUAAAUGACUGGCAGAGGGGACGCAUCCCAUUCUUUGUGAAACCUCCUGGAGCUGAAGGAGAUGAAGAGAGUGACAAACCAUUGGCAGUGGAAGGACCACCAGGUGCAGUGGAGAGUGUAGAGGAGGAACAGCUGGACGAUCAGGACACCGUCUCAGGAGAGCAACAGCAGCAGAUGAAAAUGCAGAAACAGAAGGAGCAAGUACAGGAGAUCCUUGCUAACGUGCGACAAAACUUUGGCAAGAUCAACGUGGCCCCAGAAUUCAUUGAAGAAGACUUGGAUCCAGUUGAGAUGCCUGACCUGGACAUGUCUGAGUUUUCCGGUUCUGACGCUGAAGAAGAUGAGAGCCAAGAUGAAGAUGAGCCCAGUGUUGAGCCGGUCAAUGGAGAGACAGAGGUUUCAGAGGCCACAACCUCUCAAACCGAGGAAGGAAAUGGCACCAAGAGUUCACGGACGGUCAUACGUGAGCUUGACGAUAAAAUCGCAAAGUACAAGCAGUUCCUGGACAAAGCCAAAUCCAAACGCUUCUCUGCAAUCCGGAUACCUAAGGCCCUUUCUGACAAAGCGAUCACAGACAUCAGAACUAAACAAGCACCGAAAAACAGCUGUCCGGUGACAGCUGAAAACCAGAGUAGUAAGAAGAGGAAAGCUGAGGAAGAUGAGGAGUCCACACAACAGUCCAGACUGACAUCUAAACAAAGAAGAGCAUUGGAACGUGCCAACAAGGUGAAGAAAGUUGGUGCGCGUUUUUAUGAAACACACAACGUAAAGAAUAAGAACAAAAACAGAAAGAUACCAGCAUCAGCCACGCAGGGUCAGAGGGCAAAAAGAUCAAAGCACUAAUGAGAUCGACAUAAAAGAAACAUCCAUGCAAAUAUAUGCAAGAAAUGUUUAUUUAAUUUGACCAAAAAGGUUACUUUACUAGUGACAGGUUAAGAAAAAGAGUGACGCUCAGAGUUGAACUGUGUUUAUCAGGGUGCCUUGUUGAUAUCUUCCUUAAACACAAGGAAAUGACUGUAUUCUCUUUUCACUUUUUCCACUUCAAACCAGAACUGUUUUGCAAUAACAUUUUGUUCAUCAAUUACUUGUGCACCGCUCUCUUGACAUUCAAGAGAUGUGUUCAGUUGUUGUUGAUAUAAGUGUACUUGUCAUGUCAUUCUCUCAAGAAAAAUAAAAUGUUCAGAAUUCA